AUGAGAAGUAAACAAGAUUUUGUUAAUAUUAGACACCAAAAACACAAUAAAACAGAAAAUCCAAAUCAAAUUGUAGACAAUGAAAGUUUAUCUAACGAUAAUAAUAAAAACAAUAAUGAAAUUUUCAUAACUGAAGAUAAUGAAAUUUUUGUACCUGAAGACAGUGAAAUUUUUACAACUGAAAAUAAUAAUAAAAAUAUUAAUGGAUUAAAUUCAAUAAAAAUCAUAGGAAUUCUUAAAAAAGAAAUACAAGUUGAACCACAUGUUAUCGAUAUCAUUAAUAUUUUUAAAGGAUAUAAAGUCAACAGCAAUGAUAAAUUAUCAGAAUCAAAUAUAAUGAAUCUUUCUCCGAAUAGUGAAUUUGUGAAACAAAUUCCAUUAGAAAUUUAUGAAAGAUUUAUUGGAUUAUUCGAAAAUUAUAAUAAACUAAUUCUUGAUGAAACACGUAAUUUUUUAGUGGAUUUUUUUCUCAGUGGUAAAAUUACAUCACCAAACUAUGUAAAUCGUCAAAAAGGUGAUGGAAUAGAAUUUGCAACAAAUUCAUCUAAAUAUCAAAUUGUGUAUGUUGAAGGAACUCGUCCAUACAAAGUUGAUGAUAAGAAAGUGAUAGAGAAUCAAAACAAAAUUGGAAAAAAUCUUAAAAAUUUAUAUUCAGAGAUUAUAAAAGAAAGAAUGACAACCAGAAAAGUAAUAAUGCCUGAUAUGGAGGUAUUCGGUGUAUCCAGUGUGAGAUGUAAUAUACAUAUGUAUGUUUUUAGAUUUUUUGGUGAAUAUUACCUUCGAGAAGUAGAUAAUGCAUCAGUUUCUCGGGAUUAUACAGAGAUGGAAGAAUUUAUAUAUUUUUAUGAAGUGAUUCUUAAGUGGGCUAUUAUAAUCAAUAGAUGUUUAAAAAAAUUAAGUGACAAAUCAUUAAAGAAACGUUCUUCACGCUUAUCCUACGCACUGAAUGUGAGAAACCUUGAUGAUUUACCAUAA
Messenger RNA from Cetraspora pellucida, 975 nucleotides. NCBI's taxonomy places the organism in Eukaryota, Fungi, Glomeromycota, Glomeromycetes, Diversisporales, Gigasporaceae. The record is from the annotation of a GenBank genome assembly.